Molecule: messenger RNA, 1443 nt
Organism: Sporothrix schenckii 1099-18
Lineage: Eukaryota; Fungi; Ascomycota; Sordariomycetes; Ophiostomatales; Ophiostomataceae
Exons: 2
Coding region: 1-1443 (480 amino acids)
Source: RefSeq, a predicted model, not a curated record
AUGGCUGCGGAGGGGAUGGAUGGCGCUCAGGUGAUUGAUAGCCUGUUGACAGUCAUCCUGACGACCUCGCCGACACCAUCAGCACCAUCUACAGACCUCGUCGCGGCCGUGCUCGCAUCGUUCCGCGCACACUGCCCGGCGCUGCUUGCGUGCCCCGUGAUUGUCGUUUUCGACACGUACGACCACAUUGGACCACAGCUGCGCCUGAAAAAGGGAUGUGUCACGCCCGUCGAGGCAGCCAACUACGAUGCCUACAAGGCGAAUGUCAAGCAGCUGGUCGGGCGGACGUGGGGCGGCAUUGACGAUGGUGGCCAGGACGCCGCGGACACGGCUAUCGAGACCGGCCUGGCCGAGUACGGCUCGCCCAUGAUCGCCGACAAUGCCGUGCCAUUCACAAUCAUGCGCACGGCGGGCGGGCGCAUCGCGUUCGUGGAGCCAACGCAGCGUCUCGGCUUUGGCCUGGCUGUGCGCACGGCCGUCCGCGCGGCCACGACGCCCUACGUCUGGGUGCAGCAGCACGACUGGACGCUGGCGGCCGACAUUCCCGUGGCGGCGAUGCUGGAUGCCAUGCAGACGGCCGAGAAUGCUAUUCGGACGGCCGAGAAUGCCGUUGGCGACGGUGGGGGCGGGCUGGCGGAAAGCGCGGGCGAAGACCCGACACCGACCAAGGAGCUGUUUGAGACGAGCGAGGACGAUCGUACGCCGGGCACGCCGGGCACACCGGGCACGCCGAGCACGCCGGGGUCACCCGCCCACUCUGUCCCAGAAGAGCACACAUCGGCUCUUGAUCCGUCGCGCCCCGUCGCCAUCCGCUACAUUUGUCUUCCCUCUGUACGGAUGCUACGGUAUGCCACGUCCGCUCACGCGGUGGGCUUCCCGACGCUGCGUUCGCUGACGGCCGCAUUUAAGCGGGACGUGCCGGUGUCGUCGUCUGUCCUCGCCUCCGGCUCGAGAGCGUCGAGGUCAGGCGACAACGCCGGACACAGCCAGAAUCUUCCCCUCACCCCCCUCUUCUUCUGGCACGACAAAACCCACAUCGCCGCCCGCGACCACUACCUCCGCCGCGUCUUCGCCUCCCGCCUCGCCCUCGGCCGCGGCGACUUUAUCGAAGACCACAUUGGCCAGCGCGCGCGGGCCCAGAUGAAACGGGACCCGGCCGCGUGGCAUCGCUGGGCGUGCUGGCUCUACUACCCCGACAACGGCAACCGGCUGUGUUUGCGCCAUCUGCAGGGCCGCACGUGGCGGGGCGAGCAGCAAGAACAGGCCAUCCGGGACGCGUACGUGCUGCGGAACCGGUCAGCAGCGUCGGCAGCUGCAGCAGCAGCCAUGGCAGCGGCGGAGACGAAAGCGAAGCAACAGUACGGAACGACGGAUGACGUGACAAGAGGGGCUGAUCACGGCUGGCAUGCCAUGCCGUUCGGAUCAGACGAGGAAGCCAGCUGA